Molecule: messenger RNA, 1608 nt
Organism: Microthlaspi erraticum
Lineage: Eukaryota; Viridiplantae; Streptophyta; Magnoliopsida; Brassicales; Brassicaceae
Source: the annotation of a GenBank genome assembly
AUGGAGCUCAACUUUUCUUCAAUGGCUUUAGCCAACAGCAAAACCCCUUGUUUCGGCCUUACACCCACCGGAACAUUCUCAAACUCAUCGAAAUCCCUCUCCUUUGCUUCUCACCAUCCGCUUCCGAGAGUUUCAUUCUCUGUUUCUUCUACUGAUUCACUCAAGCUAAUGACUUCGAGAAAGGUGAUGGCAAUUGCUGCGGCAAGCUCCAGGGACUUGGAGAUGUCGAAUUUAACAGCUUUAUCGCCUUUGGAUGGUCGUUACUGGGGUAAAGUUAAGGAAUUGGCCUCUUCCAUGAGCGAGUUUGGUUUGAUCUAUUUCCGAGUACUUGUCGAGAUCAAAUGGCUUCUGAAGCUUUCGAAAAUCCCUCAAGUCACGGAAGUUCCAAGCUUUACCAAAGAUGCCGAGGUCUACUUGCAAGGCAUAAUCGAUGGGUUUAGCAUUGAGGAUGCGUUGGAAGUUAAGAAGAUCGAGAGAGUAACAAAUCACGAUGUGAAAGCAGUGGAGUAUUUCUUGAAACAAAAGUGUGAAUCACAUCCAGAGAUUGUCAAGGUUCUUGAGUUUUUCCAUUUUGCUUGCACCUCUGAGGACAUCAACAAUCUCUCCCAUGGUUUAAUGCUUCAAGAAGCACUUACUUCUGUUAUACUUCCAACCAUGGAUGAGCUGAUCAAAUCAAUCUCUCUCAUGGCUAAGGAAUUUGCAUACGUCCCCAUGCUUUCAAGAACUCAUGGCCAGCCAGCUUCUCCUACAACUUUGGGGAAGGAAAUGGCGAUUUUCGCUGUGAGGUUAAGCGAAGAAAGGAGAUGUCUUUCAGAAACCAAGAUCAAGGGGAAAUUUGCAGGUGCUGUUGGGAACUACAACGCUCAUAUCUCUGCGUAUUCUAAUAUCGACUGGCCUCAUGUUGCAGAGGAGUUUGUUACUUCUCUCGGAUUAGCAUUUAACCCAUAUGUCACUCAGAUUGAACCUCAUGACUACAUGGCUAGACUUUUUAACACAAUAAGCCAAUUCAACAACAUCUUGAUUGAUUUCGACAGAGAUAUAUGGAGCUACAUAUCUCUAGGCUACUUUAAGCAGAUAACAAAAGCUGGUGAGAUCGGAUCAUCGACAAUGCCUCACAAAGUGAAUCCUAUUGACUUUGAGAACAGUGAAGGGAACCUAGGCAAAGCAAACGCAGAGCUUACUUUCCUCAGCAUGAAGCUUCCCAUUUCACGAAUGCAGCGUGAUUUAACCGAUUCAACUGUGUUGAGAAACAUGGGUGGAGCUUUAGGACACUCUCUUCUCGCUUACAAGAGCGCGAUUCAGGGGAUCGGGAAGCUUCAGGUUAAUGAAGCUCGGUUGAAUGAAGAUUUGGAUCAAACUUGGGAAGUCCUCGCUGAACCGAUACAAACUGUGAUGAGGAGAUACGGUGUUCCAGAGCCGUAUGAGAAGCUAAAGGAGCUAACAAGAGGAAGAGCUGUGAAUGAAGAAAGCAUAAGAGAGUUUAUCAAAGGUUUGGAUUUGCCUGAAGAUGCAAAAUCUCAGCUUUUGAAGCUGACUCCACACACUUAUGUUGGAGCUGCUGCUGCAUUGGCUUUGGCCGUCGAUGAAGCUUUGCACUUGGGACAUUGA